Molecule: messenger RNA, 5556 nt
Organism: Chiroxiphia lanceolata (lance-tailed manakin)
Lineage: Eukaryota; Metazoa; Chordata; Aves; Passeriformes; Pipridae
Gene: BAZ2A
Product: bromodomain adjacent to zinc finger domain 2A
Cellular component (GO): rDNA heterochromatin
Molecular function (GO): protein binding; DNA binding
Source: RefSeq, a predicted model, not a curated record
CGGCUCCGCGGCCCGGCCCCGGUACCGGAACGGAGCGAGCGGAGCGGAGGGGCCCCGGUCCGGCCCGUGCGGCGGAGGGGGCCGCGCCAUGCCGAGCCGUCCCCGCCCCGCGCCGCCUGAGCCGGGCCCGCGGCACCGCCUGCCAGAAAUGGAAACAAACAACCAUUUUAACUUCACUGGCCUUUCCUCUGCACCCGCUGCCUCAGGACCGAAACCCACGCCUGCCUCAGGGGACACCCCCUUCACCCACAGCUCCCCGCUCGGCUUCCCCCCCGCAAGGGAAAAAACGGGGCAUGAAUGUCAAUGGCUUCUCUACUGUAUCGCACCCCGGUACUUCAGGGACAUUCCCGCCCGGCUCGGCGCCCGCCGGCUCCCAACCCCUCCGCGCCUACGACUGCCUCUGGGACUACGCGGCCUACGCGCCCGCCAGCAGCCUCAAGGACGGGGCCCGCCCGCCCUCGGACAGUUCCCGCUCAACGGCGUCGCCGGGGGGUCCCGGCCGCCGUCCCCGGGCCACGGCACCAACCUGCGGGUGGCCGGGCAGGAGUUCUGGGGGAACGGCACCGCCGGCCCAUGGGGCUGAACUUGCGACUCGCAGGAGCUUUACGACUCCUUCCACGACCAGAGCUUUGAGCUGAUGCAGAACGGCCCGACGCUUCUACGCGGCGGUCAGCCCUCGCCCAUGCUGGGCUCUGACACGCAGCCCUUCCCGCUGCCCCCAGAGGAGCCGGGCCCCGGCCAGGGAGACGCCGGCGGCGCCGCCAAGGAGAUGCCCGUCGCGGAGAACGGGGGUGGGCUGGUGGGCAGCCGGGAGCUGGAGGAGGCACAGCCAGACCUGAAGAUCUGCAGCUACAAUGGGGCCGCCGCCGGCGCGGUGCCACUCGGGCAGGAGGGGCCCGUCCUGGCCCCCGGCGCGGGCAGCGGGUGCCUGGGGGACGCGUCGCCCAUCGCCCCGCGGCUGGAGGAUUCCCACAUCCUCAGUGAGGACCCCCUGGAGCCCUUCGAGUCCCUGGCCAGUGACCCCCGCACCGGCGACCUCUACACCAUGGACGACUCGCAGCUGGUGAGCGACAAUUCGUCCCUGGAGAGCCCCCCCGACCUGGCUGCCAGCCCCCCCCUCCAUGCCAGCCCCUUCAGCCUGCUGCCCGCCAGCCCCCCCCGCCCCGCUGCUCGAGGGCCCCGGCUCGCCCGCCCUGCACGACGGCAGCAGCGUCGACCUGAACAGCAGCCGCCACGCGGGACUGGGCGAGGUCGGGGUCCCUGGAGCUCGACCCCCCGCUGGAGCCGGAGUCCCCGGCCCCAUCUGCAGAGAGGAGGAGGAGAGGAGCAGGAGAAGGAAGAGGCCGCCGACAGCUGCCCGGAGACCUCGGCCGCACCAGAAGGAGAGAGCGAGGAGGCGGCUCCGCUCGGUGCCUCGGCAGCAGGGGAUGUCCCUCGCCGGCGCAUCGCCACGCAGGAGGAGGUUCGCUUCCCGCUGCAGCACGGGUGGAGGCGGGAGGUUCGGAUCAAGAAGGGGAACCACCGCUGGCAGGGUGAGACCUGGUACUACGGGCCCUGCGGGAAGAGGAUGAAGCAGUUCCCGGAGGUGAUCAAGUACCUGAGCAGGAACAUGGUGCAGGACGUGCGGCGCGAGCACUUCAGCUUCAGCCCCCGGAUGCCGGUGGGAGAUUUCUAUGAGGAGCGGGACACGCCAGAGGGUGUGCAGUGGGUGAGGCUGAGCCCCGAGGAGAUCCCCGGGCGCAUCCAGGCCAUCACGGGCAAGCGCGGGCGGCCCCGCAACGCCGAGAAAGCCAAGCCCAAGGAGCCACCGGUCGCCAAGCGGGGCCGGGGCCGCCCGCCCAAGGUCAGGAUUGUGGAUUUGCUGAGCAAGACGGACGCGCGUCUGCUGAAGAGGCUGGAAGCACAAGAGGUGCUCAGCGAUGAGGACAAGCUGAAAAUGAGUAAAUCAAGAAGAAAAUGGCAAGAACAAGCAGAAACAGGAGGGCCAAAGCCCCCAGGGCCAAGGAGACCAAGAAGAAGCCUAAGGCCAAGGAGAAGAAGGGGAAGCCAGAGAAGGGCAAGGACAAGGCUCGACCCAAGGAGAAGAAGGGCAAGGGGGCUCUGGAAGGCGGACAAGGGGCUGGUGGCCCAGCGGCGCCUGGAGGAGCGGCAGCGGCAGCAGCUCAUUCUGGAGGAGAUGAAGAAGCCCACGGAGGACAUGUGCCUGGGGGGACCACCACCCCUUCCAGCUUCUCCCGCAUCCCGGGGCUUCGUCCUGCCCAGCCGCGCCUUCUCCGACUGCCUGACAGUCGUGGAGUUCCUGCAGAGCUACGGCAAAGUGCUGGGCCUGGACCCCACCCGGGACGUGCCCACGCUGGGCGCGCUGCAGGAGGGGCUGCUGGGGGUGGGCGCCGGGGCCGGGCAGCUGCAGGACCUGCUGGUGCGGCUGCUGCAGGCAGCGAUCUACGACCCCGGGCUGCCGCCCUACUGCCAGUCCCUGAAGAUCCUGGGGGAGAAGGUGUCGGAGAUCAGCCUGAACCGUGACACCGUGUCCGAGAUCCUGCGCUGCUUCCUGACGGCGCACGGGGCGGGCGCGGAGCUGUGCGAGGGGCUGCGCACCAAACCCUUCCAGGCGCUGCCCCCGGAGUGGAAAGCUGCCAUCCUGGUCUUCCUGGUGAACGAGCUCAACAGCAGUGCCCUCAUCAUCAGUGAGAUCGACAAGACCCUGGAGAACAUGUCCAACUACAGGAAGAACAAGUGGAUCAUCGAGGGCCGCCUGCGCAGGCUGAAGGUCGCCCUGGCCAAGAAGACGGGCCGUCCCGAGUCGGAGAUCACGGGCCUGGAGGACGGACGGCGCCGGCGCAGCUCCCGCCUGACCGAGGACACGGGCCUGGAGAUGGAGGAGGAGGAGGAGCCGGGACGGAGAUCCCGCCGGGAGGAGGAGGCCGACACGUCCGCGUCCAGCGUCCCGGAGCUGGAGCCGAUCGAGAAGUUGGCCAAGAGGCAGAUGUUCUUCCGCAAGAAGCUGCUCCAUUCCUCCCAGACCCUGCGAGCGGCUUCCCUGGGCCAGGACCGGUACCGGCGGCGCUACUGGGUCCUGCCCCACCUGGGCGGCAUCUUCGUGGAGGGCGCGGAGGCGGCUGAGCCGACGCCUCCGGAGCCCCCCGAGGAGAAGGUGCCCCCCCACGUGUCCCCGGUGAAGGAGGAGCCGGCGGACGUGCCCGUUCCCAGCCGGACGAGCUGCCCGACCUCCCGCGCCCGGGGCCGGCCCAGGAAAGAGCAAAGAGGAGCUGGCCCAGCAUCUGCGGACCCCGACCCACCCCCGUCAACGGGGUCCGGGAGGAACCGGAGCCUGGGGCAGAGCCAGCACGACCUCAGCCAGUCCGCCUUCCUCUCCUGGCUGAGCCAGACCCAGUCGUCCCUGCUCAAGGACUCCGUCUCACCCCCGGCCCAGCAGCCCCGGCAAGGGGGACGCGGGGCUGCCGCACUCGAGGCCCCCUCAGAUCCCAUGGAGGAGGAACUAGAGGAGGAAGAGGAGGAGAGUGCCCUGGAGGCUGUGGAGAAGCGGGGGCCCUGGUUCAACCUGCUGCCCCGGACGCCCUGUGACGACCGAGCCCCCCUCGCUACCUCCUCGGCCGAGCCCUCCCCACAAGCCCCCGCUGUGCCCCCCCGCAGCCAGACCCGCGGGGACCCCCCCAGGGGCUCACCCCCAGCAGCUGAACGGCCUCCCCACGGACGACCCCGCGGCUCCCCUGCUCGCCUCCACGCCGGUGCACGCCGGGCCCAGGGCCCACGGCGCUGCCCCCGGAGCCGGGGCAACCCGGAGAAGCUCCAGGACCUGCCGGGACAGCCCAAGCGCCGAGGGCGACCCCCCAAAUUCUUCAAGCAGAUCGAACAGAAAUACUUGACGCAGCUGACGGAGCAGCCCGUGCCCCCCGAGAUGCAGAGCGGCUGGUGGUGGCUGCGGGACCCCGAGGAGCUGGAGGCCGUGGCCCGGGCGCUGCACCCGCGUGGCAUCCGGGAGAAGGCCCUGCACAAGCACCUCACCAAGCACAAGGAGUUCCUGCGGGAGGUUUGCCUCCGGGCCACCACCGACCCCAUCUUCCACCCGCGGCCCGAGGCGGCCGGUGCCGCCGUGUCUCAGGAAGUCCUGGCCCGGUGGUCGGUGAUGGACAGAGCCUACGAGACCGACCUCGGCGUCCUGCAGUGGGUGGAGGAGCUGGAGCAGCGUGUGCUGAUGGCCGACCUGCAGAUCCGGGGCUGGACGUGCCCCAGCCCCGACUCCACGCGGGACGACCUCCGGUACUGCGAGCACAAGGUGGAGCCGCUGGAGGACAUCACGUUCCGUUCCCGGCGGGACGGGCUCCCGCUGCGCCGGGAACGCACCAACCCUCUGGAUCUGGCCGUGCUCCGUCUCCUGGCGCUGGAGCAGAACCUGGAGCGCCGGUACCUGAGGGAGCCGCUGUGGCCGCUGCACGAGGUGGUGGUGGAGAAGGCGGUGCUGAGCAGCCCCGAGGAGCUGAGCCUGGGCCCCACUGAGAUAGCCUACGAGAUCACGCCGCGGGUGCGGACGUGGCGGCAGACGCUGGAGCGGUGCCGGAGCGCGGCCCAGGUGUCCCUGUGCAUCUUCCAGCUGGAGAAAUCCAUCGCCUGGGAGAAGUCUGUGAACAGAGUGACCUGCCUCGUGUGCCGGCGCGGGGACGACGACGAGCACCUGCUGCUGUGCGACGGCUGCGACCGCGGCUGCCACCUCUACUGCCACCGGCCCAGGAUGACCGAGGUGCCCGAGGGCGACUGGUUCUGCUCCGUCUGCGUGUCCCGGGUAGUACCGGGACCCCGUCUCACCCGGCGGGGCAAGAAGCGGAAACGGGGCGUCUCGGGGGACCCCGGAGGAGGAGGAGGAGAACCGCGGCGCCGCCCGGCCUUGCGCCGCCGAGAGGGGCUGCCCGUGCCCCGGUACCCGGGAGAGGGGCUGACCCCCACCAAACGGAGGGGAGUGACCCUGCGGGGCCAGCCCAGCGACCUCACCUUCUGCGAGAUCAUCCUGAUGGAGAUGGAGUCGCACGAGGACGCGUGGCCCUUCCUGGAGCCCGUGAACCCCCGCCUGGUCCCCGGCUACCGCAAGAUCAUCAAGAACCCCAUGGACUUCGCCACCAUGCGCACGCGGCUGCUGCGGGGCGGGUACUCGAGCUCGGCGGAGUUCGAGGCCGAUGCCCUGUUGGUGUUUGACAACUGCCAGACCUUCAACGAGGACGACUCCGCCGUGGGCCGCGCCGGCCACGCCAUGCGCCGGUUCUUCCAGAGCCGGUGGGAGGAAUUUUAUCAGGGAAAACACGCUCCGAACCCGUGAGCGGGGGGCCAGCUGUGCCCCCCCUGUGCCCCCUUGGGGCUGGGGUCCCCGUCACCCCACGAACUGCCUCCUCUGGAGCUGCUCUCGCUGCCUGCUGAUCCCACACGGGGGGUCUCGUCCCCCCUCACCCCCGGCAGCGUGAACGGGCCCCCCCAGCCCUGUGGCCCCUUCCCGCUGCCUGGUCUCCCCCCCCACCAACCCCCAUCCUGCCCAGACCCCCCCCCCCC